AAUCCACUAGCUUAACACUUUCUCUCUCUUUCAGUAAAGGUACUAUCUCUCUUUCUCUCUCUCUAAAACUUUGUAUGAACUAGGGGGGAACCAUUGGAUCUCCCUCCAAUGGCCACCGGGACGCACAUAAUCAACGGCGAACCGGAGACGUCCAGGCCGGUCUUUAGCUCAUCGGCUUCUUUCAAGGCUCGCAAGAAGCCUCAAGCCACCGCGGCCGGUAACCGAGCAGGAACCGGCACCGAGGCCGAUGACCUCGUCACUUUCUUUCACGGCUCCGAUCCACUUCGGGUUGAGCUCAGCCGCCUCGAGAAUGAUGUUCGAGAUAAAGAUAGGGAAUUGGGAGAGGCUCUUGCAGAAAUCAAAUCGCUAAGGAACUCCGAACGCCUUAAACAGAAGGCAGUUGAAGAGUUGACAGAUGAGCUAAACAAAGUGGAUGAAAAAUUAAAAACUACUGAAGCUCUUUUGGAGAGCAAGAACCUUGAAAUUAAAAAGAUCAAUGAUGAGAAGAAAGCUGCUUUGGCUGCACAAUUUGCUGCAGAAGCCACUCUGCGAAGAGUCCAUGCUGCACAGAAGGAUGAUGAAAUGCCUCCCAUUGAGGCCAUUAUCGCUCCACUGGAGGCAGAGCUUAAGCUUGCUAGGCAGGAGGUAACAAAGUUGCAGGAUGACAAUAGAGCACUUGAUCGGCUAACAAAAUCAAAGGAGGCUGCUCUGCUUGAGGCUGAGAGAACAGUUCAGAUAGCUCUGGCAAAAGCAUCCUUGGUUGAUGAUCUGCAAAACAAAAACCAAGAACUUAUGAAGCAGAUAGAAAUAUGCCAGGAAGAGAACAAAAUCAUUGACAAAAUGCAUAGGCAAAAGGUUGCUGAGGUUGAAAAGCUGACUCAAACAGUUCGUGAGCUUGAAGAGGCUGUUUUGGCUGGUGGGGCUGCUGCGAAUGCUGUGCGUGAUUACCAACGUAAAGUGCAGGAGAUGAAUGAGGAGAGAAAAACUUUAGAACGAGAGGUGGCUCGUGCAAAAGUUUCUGCAAAUCGUGUGGCGACUGUAGUUGCAAAUGAGUGGAAAGAUGGGAAUGACAAAGUGAUGCCUGUUAAGCAAUGGCUUGAAGAAAGAAAAUUUUUUCAGGGAGAAAUGCAACAGCUUCGGGAUAAGUUGGCAGUGGCAGAGCGCACGGCAAAGGCAGAAGCACAACUAAAGGAAAAGUACCAAAUGCGCUUCAAGGUUUUGGAAGAGAGGGUUAAAGCAUCUAAUGGAGGUUCUCGUUCAGCCAUAGAAGCAAGAAGCGUAAGCAAUGGGCGUUCGAGACGUCAGUCUCUUGGAGGAGCUGAGAACUUCUCUAGAUUGUCCUCCAAUGGAUAUCUCUCUAAAAGAAUUUCAAAUUUGCAAGUAGGAGCCCAGCGUCCCAAUAGUGGUACUGCACUUCUAAAGAGUGCCAAGAUUUCAUCAAAUUCAUUUGAUGGUGGUAGUAGGUCACUGGAAAGAGACAAGCUAACGCCAGAGAUGACUCUGAAAGACAAUACACCUUCCAAUGCUAGUGAUCACACCGAAAUGAUCGGGAUGAAUGGUAGACAAGACGAUAGUGCAAAUGCCACCACUCCUAUUGGUAAUUCCAGAACAGAACAUGAAGAUUACAUUUCAGGAGUGUUAUACGAUAUGUUACAGAAAGAGGUUGUAACUUUGAGGAAGGCAUGCAAUGAGAAAGAUCAGACACUCAAGGACAAAGAUGAUGCAAUUGAGAUGUUGGCAAAGCAAGUUGACACGUUGAACAAAGCAAGGGAAGUUGAGGCCAAGAAAAUGAGGAGGGAAGUAGCUGCCAUGGAGAAAGAAGUUGCUGCUAGUCGUACUGGCAAUGAACAUGAACAGAGGACAAGGCGGCUCAGUAGUGCUCCCAGAGCAGCUGUUUCUAUGACCCGCUCACUCUCUGCUAGGAAUGCACGAAAAUCUUGACUCAUAGAAUGACCAAAUGUCAGAAUUUUAUUCUUCGGCUCUGCGGUCAGUAGAAUUUGUAUGGUUUUCUCAUGAUUCUUUUUUUACUCAUAACAUAUUUGUCUAUUUAAGUCUUCUGGGUCCAAUUUGUAAAGAAUAACUAAUGUUUUCCGUGAAAAAGGUCCUGCGGUUGUAUAUUGAUUGUACUAAUAUAACUAAAAAAAUACCAUCAACAGUGGCAUGAAAAUCGUAUAACAAAAAGAGUUUGUCCUAGACUUUGUUUGAA
Messenger RNA from Humulus lupulus (European hop), 2206 nucleotides. Its product is annotated as microtubule-associated protein 70-1-like. The record is from RefSeq and is a predicted model, not a curated record. The transcript has 11 exons. Gene Ontology annotation, molecular function: microtubule binding. Gene Ontology annotation, biological process: cytoskeleton organization. Bases 109 to 1941 code for a protein of 610 amino acids. NCBI's taxonomy places the organism in Eukaryota, Viridiplantae, Streptophyta, Magnoliopsida, Rosales, Cannabaceae.